Messenger RNA from Phodopus roborovskii (desert hamster), 5144 nucleotides. It is a transcript of the gene Arl5a, whose product is annotated as ADP ribosylation factor like GTPase 5A. Bases 260 to 799 code for a protein of 179 amino acids. Gene Ontology annotation, biological process: vesicle-mediated transport; intracellular protein transport; protein localization to Golgi membrane. Gene Ontology annotation, molecular function: GTP binding; GTPase activity. NCBI's taxonomy places the organism in Eukaryota, Metazoa, Chordata, Mammalia, Rodentia, Cricetidae. The record is from RefSeq and is a predicted model, not a curated record. Gene Ontology annotation, cellular component: cytoplasm; trans-Golgi network. The transcript has 6 exons.
GCUACUGGAGAAGAGCUGGGGGAGGACGGUGGCCCGCGAGGCUCGAGCAGACAACGCGGCGGCGAUGUCCGCGAGCCAGGCGAGCGCCGCGGCGGUAGCGGCGGGGCCUCGCGCGUGGCUGGGCGGCCUGGGCUGCGGCCUCCCCGCGGGUCCCUGGGAGCGGGCGCGCGGCCGGCACGGGAGCAGUGGCGGAGGCCCCGGCGCGUCCUUCUGCCCCGCAGCCUGAGCCCGGGCGGCUGGAGGGCUUCGCUGCCCGAGGAUGGGAAUUCUCUUCACCCGGAUCUGGAGGUUGUUCAAUCACCAGGAGCACAAAGUUAUCAUUGUUGGGCUGGAUAAUGCAGGGAAAACUACCAUCCUUUACCAGUUUUCCAUGAAUGAAGUUGUACACACAUCCCCUACAAUAGGAAGCAAUGUGGAAGAGAUCGUGGUUAAUAAUACGCGUUUCCUGAUGUGGGAUAUUGGUGGUCAAGAGUCCCUUCGUUCUUCAUGGAACACUUACUAUACUAACACUGAGUUUGUAAUAGUUGUUGUGGACAGCACAGACAGAGAAAGGAUUUCUGUGACUAGAGAAGAGCUCUACAAAAUGUUAGCCCACGAGGACCUAAGAAAAGCUGGAUUGCUGAUUUUUGCUAAUAAACAAGAUGUUAAAGAAUGCAUGACGGUAGCAGAGAUCUCCCAGUUUUUGAAGCUAACUUCUAUAAAAGACCACCAGUGGCAUAUCCAAGCAUGCUGUGCUCUUACUGGCGAGGGGUUAUGCCAAGGACUUGAGUGGAUGAUGUCACGGCUAAAGAUCAGAUGAUCUCUACUGACCUCUUCCCACAGACUCUUAUCAACAAAGUGCUGACUUUACCUGAAAGCUGCAAAAAACGGUUCACAUAUAUUUAUAAUAAACUGAUUUGAGACUUUUUCUAUAAGAAGAAAAAUUAAGACCACUUAUUUGAAAACAAAGAUGAAAUGUCACUACCCUAUUUGCUCUCUCAUUCCUUCCAAAGUGCGCUGAAGCUGUGACUGACAUUUUCCCAUGAUGAGUGCUAUCAGGAUAUGAUAUGGAGGAAGAAGGCAUUUGAACUGGAGAGCUUUAUUGUCAGCGUGACUUUACCACCCCAGGUUCCCUUCUAAUACAUCAAAUCGAAUACAAAUCAGCACAGAUAACUCUUUCCAGUUUUUAAAAAUGUAAUGUUAUGGAAAGUAUUUUGCUUAAAGUUGAAUAUGUAUUGUAUAUAUACCUCAAGUUCAGGUUAAUGGCUUUGAUUUGUGUUCUGAAGAAAAGCAAAUAACACAAAUAAUAACCGUAGUUAUUACCCUAGUGUCAUUCAGUAUCAACAUUGGUGUUAAGUGUCAUUUUUGUGAUUACCCCUCUGUUCUCUGUGUUGUCCUAAGAAGCCAACCCUGACCCAGAAUUAUUGAGCUGCUCCUUAAAAACAAAGCAGGAAAAAGCUUGACCCUGUAUACCAAGUCUUGUUUCUCAGUGAUAGAGAUGGAAAAAUAACAUAAGUGAGUAGAGUGUCUGCUGGACCCUUGGCCGGGUGUUACUGGGCAUAAAAUCACACAGUAAGCAAUUGUCAGACUUCUUCUAUUGAUCUUAUGCCAACUCAGCUACUAACCAGUCAGUCAUAAAUGAUAUUAAAACUACCAGGUAAUUUUUAAUUGAAAAUCAUGGUGUGAAAUAUAUCUACCCAAAGAGGUAACAUUCUAUAAAUAGUAGUAAUUAAUUUAGCCGUAGCCUUUUUUAGCAUUGAAUUAUAUGACAAACUGCUGAAAUGAAUUUGAGAGUAAACAUAAGGCACAGUUCUCAAUUAACAUUGAUAAUUUCUCAAUUUGCAGAUUUCUUUCUGUAGGUUUUCUUACAUGUUCUUCCACUACAUAAAAAUGCCUUGUGAAAUAGUUAGGAAAUCCAAAUACCCUGAAUGCUUUCAAGUAUUUGAAAAUUUGACAUGUUCCAUUAUUUGUACGAGAAGAAAUUUGAUCUAAAACACCUUUAUAUUUGCAAAUUUUAAAAAAUUAUCUAAAAGUUGAAGGUAUUUCUGUCGUACGUAUACACAAAAUUAUCACUUUGUGACUCUGUAUGCCUUUUGUGCCCUGGAAAUUUGAAGGUUAGUCAAAACUGUCAAGAUUUAGGAAAUUUAAAAAAAAAAAAAAAAAAGAUUAAGAGAUAGAAGUCCACAUUAUAAGCACUGAUGAAACUUUGGAAAAUCUUACAGUAAAAUGUGCUAACACUUACUGUCUAAAGCCAUGGGUGUGGAUGAGUGUUAACGGGAUGUUUUGUGUUUGAGAUCUGCUAUAAGGCUCCCUGGGCACUUUUGAGCAUUUAAUGUCUCCUCUUAGAAAAUCAGCCCUCAAUCGCUGGGCUUUGUAAUGCUAAGUUCUGGUCAUCCAUAGUUCUCAGACCUUUUCAAAUCACAGUGAAAACCUCCCUAUUGUACAUUUAAAAAUCCCCUUAAAGAUUCAAAUCUACUUUCUAGUGUUGUCAAAGACUAAUAGCCUGUAAUGCAGCCCUGCCCACUCCUGCACCCAGAGGUACAGCCUUUUAGCUUUGUGGUUUUUAAUUUUAAUAAUCAUGUGCAUAGUUGCUUGGAUCACUGUUACAUCAGUUAAACAUAUACCAGCACAUUCUGGUGUUGCCAAGGUAUUAGCUAGAAUUUAUUCUUAAUUGGAUGUUUAAAGUGUUUGUUCCAUUGUUAAGGUUGGCAUAGUAUAGUCAGUUAAUGAUGUCAUAAGAAAGCAUGAAACUUUACCACUUUUACAAAAUAUGAAGUUUUUGGGUUUUUUUUUAACUCUUUUAAGCUAAGAAUCAAAAAAUGAUAUGAUCUCUGUGUACUUGUACAUGAAACAAAAAUUAUGACCUAGUAAAAAGAUUUAAUAUAUGAAAAAAAUCAAAACUGUCAAACAGUAUUAAGGCCUAAAUAUGGCAGAGUACCCCCUGACAUCAUGCUGGCAGUUUAUAUGUCAUGGGGCAGAACUCAGCAAGUCCUUGAUUUCAUAUGUUAAUAUGAGACUUCUGGGUGUAAACAACCAUCUCAUUUAACCUCACUAUGCUCAGCUUUGAAAAUAACAAAGAUUUAUACCUCUGUACAUGUGUCCUGUUUUGAUACUAAUUUUGAAAGUUGUUUAACUUCUCUUGAUAUCUUGGUAAAAGUGGCCAUAAGAUAAAUCAUUUGAAUAUAUUUGAUUUUGUCAUAACAUUUAUAAAAUGUAUGUUUUCCAUUAUAUUGAGAGUUUUAUUUUAAGAAUUCAGUUUCCCUUAUAUUUCUAGCACACCUUGGCCAUCACAGUAGUCAAAGAAUAAGAGAAGACAAGUGGGCUGGGCAGUGGGGAAUGAGUAUUCAUUUUCUUGUGACAUUUUGCCUUAAGAAUAAAAAGGUGUAUUAGCACUGCUGGUUGGUAUUUUGAGUGCAGGUGAUGAACCUAGUCUUACGUAGUGUGGUAUGACAGAGAAGGAAUAGUUUGUUUUCUGGCUUUGAAGAAGUGCCUCGUAGGUAGUCACAGGAAGUCACAGUAAGUUUGGGGAGCUUGAGGAGAGGCUAGAGGUCCCUAAGGCGUCUUUUCCUUUUGUCUGAGUGUAUAGUAUUAGGAUGCCCAGAAGAGAGAUGGUGUUGAUCCUCUCUUAUAGGCACUUUAUAUUUCUUGCUGUAGCUACAGCAAUCACAUACAGUACAGACAACCUCAAAUUCUGUUUAUAUUAUUGUAAAUAGAAAAUCAUAGACAGCUGUCUAGUUUCCUCUGCAGGCAUUUUUGAGAAUGCAUCUAUAGUCUGUUCUACUUUGUCAAUAGGGGAUAACAGCACAUCCUAGAUCAUAUGUGAACUUUGGAAUUUUCUAAUUGCCCUUGGUAUCCUCGUACCUUUCUCAUUUUCAAGGCAAGGUAGAGGGGUUCUUUACAUAUCUGAUUUGACCACUUCCAUUCUCCAAACACAGUGUGGGAUUUCUUGUUCAGGAGCAACUUCCAUAGCUCAGCUUGCCCUUGCUGUCCUGGAUGUUUGCUCACCACCAAUAAAGGUUGCUCUUUUUCAUCUAAAGCUGUUCUAAACUUUGUCCAUAACCAUUAUUGCCAGACCACUAGGUUUUCAGGAAUCACUUUGAUUCUGUCUGUCCACCCACCAAUGACUUGACUCACUACUCUGGACCUCUGCAUCAUCAGAGUUUCUGAGUCUAUCAGGAGACUAGAUUCAUAUUGUGGUUUAUAGAUACCAGUAGAAGAAUCCUGUUAUAUACUGUAUCUAGCACCUUAAUUCUAUAUAAUAUUAACUUCUUACACUGACAGCUAGAUUGAGAAAGACAAAUACAUUGACUAUCAGGUCCUUGAGUUACAUGAGUUAGGAUCAAAGGCCAUUGUCAUGCUCACAUACUCCUCAUAUAAACAAGAAUGGUGAUGUUUUGGAGAAUACUGGUUCAGCCAGCAUAAGAUGGAAAAGGAUGAUAAAACAAAACUAUAGAGUUGAACUUUAAGAUAGCCUAAAAUGACUUCUCACAUUCCAUUUUUUUUUUCAUGCUUAAUUGAGUAGAAAAGAUUAGCAUUAAAUGUCUAAAGGAAUUUCUAAUUUGAGACCUAGAUGGUUCCUUAUUUUGCUGUCUUUUAAAGUUUGUUUUAAUAAGGAAUAUGUGGUGGUGUAAGUGUAAUUCCAACAUUAAGGAACAAGAGACAGGAGAACUGCUGGAGGUACAAGGUCAACCUGGGCUAAAUAGUAUCAGUCAUCAAGACUACAUAGCAAAACACUAUCAAAAAGAAAGGAAGGAAGAGAAACAGCCAGUAAUCAACCAUCAUGUGUUCCUGUAGAAUUCAGGAUGUCACGUUCCUCAAAGCAGGUGCAGGCAUUUAAGACCAUGAUAGUGGAGUAUGGUAAACAGCAGGAUUUAGCACUCUGGAUGCUUAAGUCAGUGCUUAUAUUUAACCCUAAAGUUGUUUGAAAUUGGUAAGAAAUGGAACAGGAUACAGUUGGGCUAAUUAUGCAAUAUUUUAUCUUUUCAAUUCUCUAACUCUGUACUGUUCCUAAAAUGGAAGAGUGAGUCUUUUGGUGUUGCCUGCUCGAUGUGCAGAUCUUUGGUAGUAGAUAUUUCUCAUAGUGUAUACUUAAGAAGUAAGUGCCUGACAUUGAUUUGUGUUGAUUUCUAAGUCCAUGUAAUAAAUGAUAUGUGUUUUCUAUGGUA